Molecule: messenger RNA, 840 nt
Organism: Rhodotorula graminis WP1
Lineage: Eukaryota; Fungi; Basidiomycota; Microbotryomycetes; Sporidiobolales; Sporidiobolaceae
Exons: 6
Source: RefSeq, a predicted model, not a curated record
AUGAGCAUGCUCGCGCCUCCUCUCGCUCUCGCCUCAACACAACACUCGCCAGCAGCUAUGGCUGCAGCAGACUCGGCGUCGCUGCUCGGCCUUCGCGCCCUCGCGUGCGGUCUUGGCGGUAUCACGGCGGGCGUGCUGCUAGCAGUGCCUGUGCUCGCCGUUCCCUCCCUCUUCGCCUGCCCCCACCUCCUCCCCAAGACUCGCCUCCACGUGUGGUCCCGCCUACAAGCCGACACGACCGCCGCCACCUCGAUCCUCCUUCCCCUCCUCGCCGCCCUCCUCGCCUCGUGCGCCCUCCUCGUCGAGUCGUCGCCGCCGAUACCCAGAGUUGCCGCGUACGGCAGCGUCAGCCUCGUCUCAUCUCUCGUGCGGCUCGUGGUGGAGAACAGAAAGACGUUCUACGCCGUCUCGGCCUCCCUCAUCAUCGCCUCCCGCCCCUUUUCUUUCGGCCUCCUCGCCCCCCGCAUCGAGGUCCUCGCGGCGGAAGAGCGCCGCUUCGUCCUCGACCGCGCGCGCGCCGCACGCUCGCGGUCGAGCCUCGGCCUGAGCGCCAUGGAGCCCGGGGCGUGGAAGGGCGCGAGUCCGACGAGAGAGUACGCCGGGUGGGUCGCUCAGCAGGAGAGGGAGGCGCAGGGCGACGAGAGCGACGUCGAGGACAACGACCUCGACGAGGCGACGGCCGGCGCGGCGGUGGACGGGGCAGCGGCACCUCUCGACACCGACACGCUCAUUCUCGAGCUCACCCGCCUUCAGCACGGCACGGCCGUGCUCGCCGGCACGUCGUUCGUCCUCACGGUCAUCGAACUGGUGUGCGCGUGAGCCUUGCGCGGCGUUGCUCGC